Messenger RNA from Dreissena polymorpha, 3121 nucleotides. RefSeq lists its product as uncharacterized. The transcript has 2 exons. NCBI's taxonomy places the organism in Eukaryota, Metazoa, Mollusca, Bivalvia, Myida, Dreissenidae. The record is from RefSeq and is a predicted model, not a curated record. The coding region runs from base 360 to 1988 and encodes 542 amino acids.
UGUUACUAGAUAACGGUCGAUUUUAUCUGUGCGCAUAUUGUUGACCGGUUUAUCAGUGGUAUAUUUUUAAACCGGUUAACACUUCCUGUAAGUAAAUUUUAAACAAAACAGGAAAAUACUAUUGUAAAUGUGAAAGAAACGAGUGCGCUCUUUAAUUGUUUGUAUUGAUGUUCUUAAAUGUUUAAGAGAAUUAUCAAUCAGUUCAACAGGCUUGACAUGAUGUCUGGAAGUUUGAUACCAUAAUUGGAUAUAUAUGACACUGUGCUGUCUUAAACGUUAAGAUAACAUUAAUGUACAUGUUGAAAUACUAUUCUCAAUAACAGUCACCUAAAUCAUUGUGUAUAUUAGGAUAUGUACAAAUGGAAUCUACAAGUGAAGAGCAAAGGGUCAAUGAAGAUUCGACUGAACUGUUCCAGCUUGCUGGUCAGAUUGAUUCCACUUUGGACUCACGCAUAACAUCAUUACUUUCAAAUGUCAGAAUCUUCAAUGCAUUUUUAAAAUUCUUUGAUGUUGAAGAGCUUGUACCAGUGGGCAGUUCCCAAGAUGGAUCAAAAGUCAAUGUCCCCGGUGACGGUGGGGAUGUUGAUAUCUUACUUAUAUCGAAGGCAGUUGUACUAGACGAGGACUUAUUGGAAUACGACAGCCGUUUUCCCGCAUAUGCGCGAGUUUGGGGCAUUGAGGAGCAUGAAAAAUUCUUGAAACGGAAACGUUUAAUCGAUGAUGUGUACCUCCCAGUGAACGUUCUGAAGAAUUUAGAACACCGAUUAUAUGGCCUUUUGAGGUUUUACAUCAGUAUCGCUACGCGGCCCGGUAUUUCCGAUUGCGGGAGAAUAUAUAACACCUUUCGUGAAUCCGCCGUUGGUUUUGAAGUGGCGGCGCUAGAUGGAGAAUCUGCGUUAACUGCCGUACAAAUCAAUCAAGUUCCAGACAUACGUAUUGGAAAAUUUAAAGUUGGUAUGAAACUCAUUCACAAUGCACUGGACUCACUCGAAGCACUCGCUCUUAAAGAAGAUCCACAUGAUUUCCCAGAUUCUCAGUCGCAAGCGUCAUUUUUAAAUUUAGUCGAAUGUGUUGCCAGUGCUGUAAUAAAAAUGGUCCAUUUGACGGAUGGUUAUGAGACCAAAAAAGAAUGUUUCAAAAGACAGGAAAGACACGAACCAGAGCCGUUUACAGUACCGAUACAUUAUGAUAUAGCUGAAUCAUUACAAAUAGUUGGGGAAACAAUUGAACUUCCAAAGCUCAUGACUGCUGAUAUGGUUCCUGCAUUUUCUGUUCGCGGCUGGCCAAGGGUGGCGGAGGAAUGGAUCACACGAGCUCGGAGAUGGCCAACAAAUGAAUUAGUACAAGACGUCGUACACAUAGGCUGUCAAAUUGUUGCAAAGCGACCGUUGUAUCCGGAACUAAAUGGCGACAGAAAAAACGAAGAUCAUUCAUCGGAAGCCGAUGAAUACGAUGAUUGUUUCAGGCUGUCAUUUUCACAGUGUGAACUCGCCUUAGCAAAGCAGUUUUCAGAGAUACAGCUUUUAUGCUGGAGGACUUUGAAAGCAUAUCAGAAAUCGUUCCUGCGCAACGAACCACCUGUACUAACUUCAUAUCAUUGGAAGACUGUGCUUUUUUGGAUCAGAGAAGAAACGGAUGACGAGUUUUGGUCGGAAAGAAACUUUUUGAAUUGUGUAUCAAAAGCUUUAGACUUCAUGAUCACAUGUUUAUUGGACCGUUUUCUACCUGGAUACUUCGUACGGAAAGAAAACCUUAUAAGUGGAUGUCGCGAGGAUUUAGUCGUAAAAACGCUGAACAUGGUUAUUGAAAUUCGAAAGGCUCCAUAUGCUUACUUGUUGAAUUUUGUAGAAGAUCCACCAACACCUGAUGUGUACCCUGUGUCGAAAGACAAAAUAAGAGAUUUUGUACGUGCGGAAAAUCAACAAACUUUAGUAGAGAAUAUCACUGGCAAUGUUAUACAGACUGUGGUCGUCUGUGGUUACGAAUGACAAUGACUGCGAAAAUGAUGCGUUUGAUUCCAUAGCCAGGAGGUUUCCCGAUAACCUUCAAAAUUUAGUUGAAAUCGUUAAAAGAGAGUACAUAAAUAAACCAGAUAAUUGUGUAUCUUGGAUGGAGAGAGUUGCAUUUACUGGUUUAGAAUCGGCAAUCGAGACUUGGUUUUCAAUGCCUCAAAAUAAAGCAUAUUCAACAUCAGAAAACUUGAACACAAAGUCCAAACAGCCGAUAAACGUUUAUAAUAAUAGCACAUUAGGAGGAGAGUGUGCAAAACCUGCAUACGUGGACGUUCAGGUGAUAUACUCGAGAGAGGAUUAUAAUUAUAGCCGAACAGAAGCACGUGCAAGUUCAUGCACUUCGGAUUCAGAUGCGAACAUUUACAACACGGAUACAUGUAUGAUCAAUGCACAUUGUGCAAAUAACGAUACGACAUAUUUGCCCGAAUGUAAUGCGAGCGAUAAGGAUUCAGUUCGUCCGAGAGCAUCCCUUAAGAGUCGUUUAUUAAGAACAGGAAUCGGAUGUUUAAGAGAUAUUGUUGCCGAAGUAGUAGAUGAAGACGAUGAUCAUGACGAUGAAAAUACGUCUGGUAAAGAUGUUUUACGUGUGGCUGGAAGAUUUCUAGGAACUGUUCACAAACGUUUGUGUGAAGACAUAGAUGACAAUAAAAUGAAAUAGAUUGGCUUUAUUUUUUAUUUGUUCAUGAGACACAAACAAACACAGGAUUACGACUAUAAUGGAUAUACAUGGUUUGUUGUUAAUUGAGUUUCUAAUGACACAAAAAGUGCUUAAGCAGGUAAUCAAAAUAAGCAUAGUAUAUACGAACGUUAGAAUAAAUUGAAAAUGGAAAUAGUGAAAACAGUCCACGGUCAAAUGUUUCUGUUGGAUUUAAUUAAGACUGGAUAGAUAAUAUACAUCACAAACACUUUGUUUUUGCUACUUGCUUAUGUGGUGUAUAGCUACAUGAAUUAUUGCCUCAUUAUUUAUUGUAAUUAAAUCAACAUAAAAAAUAAAAAGUUAAGCCCUAUAUUAACGUAGGAUACAAAUGGUAACAUUAAACAACUUUUAAUUAAGAUAAAUAUACCGCAUAUAUUUAUUAACCAGGAUUAUUAAAAGCAAUAAUGUUGUA